AUGAGAAUUGAUCAAGGCUUGUCCAAAGUUCAUUUUUAAGGGUGAAAAAAAACAAGUACACAGAACUUGAGCACCACCAAGCCAAGCACCUCCCCAAAGGGAAGCUUGAGGGUUGAAGCUCCAAUUGGGGCAAAAAGUGUGUGUGUGUAUAUAUAUAUAUAUAGGGUUGACUUCCAUAUUCAACUAUUCCAGAAUCUCUUUCCUCUUCUUCUCUUCCUCUCCAAAAAACCCCCACUGCAGUGGCCGAUUACUUGAUUGAUAGGCACAAAUUUUCUCCUGAAACUGCUUCGAAAGUCUCUUCCGUCGUAAAGUAUCUGAAAAUCCUGAAAGACCCAUUCGAUUCUUUCAUUUCUCGAGGAAAUUGGUAUUUUAGAUACCCAACUGGAGUGUGUCAUCAAACGCGUGCCUCAACUUCUCUCUGCAAAUCUUGAGCGCUUCAUCAAACCCAAAAUAAAGUUUAUUCGAGACUUCUAGUGAUGUUGUGGAAAUUGUUUCUUCUCAACCAUGGAUUCUAACUGCUAGCGUUGAUAAACGGCUUGCACCGUCAAUUUUAGCAUUGAAUGGGUCCAUUUUGACGCAUGAUUUGGCAAAAACUAUAAUCUCACCAUCGCCAUCAUGUUUCCCAAAUUCCUAAUUAUUCUAUGGACCAAUACAAUGAAUGUGUAUGUGCAGGUGACAAACAAAAAUGGGUCAACAAGAGCUCCCCCAGUUACAGUUCAGGCUUCGGUUAUGUCAGACAUGGGAAGGCUUCUGCCACAAAGAUUGAAGCAAUUGGCUGAAACAAUCACAGGGUCUCCUGCAAAAAUUUUUGGCCUCAGUAACUCUGUUUUUGGUAAAGUUAAGGAAAUCAGGUUAUCUUCCUAUCUCAAUCGUACACUUGAUGCAACCCCAACUCCUUCUCCAGCUUAUGCUCCAUCUCCCGAGGAAAAUGACCAUGCAGAACCCUCUAUUUCCCCAUAUCUCUCUCGUUCUCCAUCUUAUUCUCCAGUUUCCUCACCUAAUUUUCAUCACUCGCCACCUUGUUUAAACUGUGAUGCUUCUUCGCCAUCUGAUGAUAACUUUCCAUAUGCACCAAGACCGGAAAAUGGGCCCCACCCUUCUUUACCUCCGAUUUCAAGUUCUCCUGCACCAUCAAUUGUAAAUUUACAUUCCCCUUGCUCUAGUCCACAUUGUGGUUCCACAGUUCCACGAAGCCCCUCACCGGCAUCUCAUUCUAACCCGACUGCUCCUACAUUUUCACGUCAUGCUUCUGCUGCAUAUCCACCUUCCACGGGUCCCCCAUCACAGCUGUCCCCAGAUCUUUCUCCUUUACCUGCUGUAUCCUAUGGUUCCAGUCCAGGCCAGGACAAGGGGAAUGGGAAAGAGUUAUUAUCUCCACCACCAGCCUCGCUGUCAAUCUCACCGUUGCCAUCAUGCAAGUCGGAGAGGUUGACUUGGAUCUUGCUUGACCUGCGGACUUGUGGAAAAACGAUUUAAAACGGGGCCUUCCCCGGUGUUGCAUCAAGUAAUUCAAUAAGAGGCCUCAGCCUUGUUUCAUGGAUCGGGAGAUGUGUUAGCUUCUCUCCUCGUUAGACGGUUAGGUUAGGCCAAGCAGGUGAACUGGGUGGACUACUUGCCUUUACUCGAGUCUCUGAUUCGGUUAAUGCAUUUGAACCAAUGAUUGACAAAGGAUUGACGAGCAGCUAGACAAGAAAGAGACGGAAGUGGUGCAGGUUUAGUUCCCACGCUUACUUAAUGAUGAAAGGAGAAAAAGAAAGUUCGACUUGCAUGUUAUGUACUCUGUAUUAAUUUCCUUUUAUCUAUUGAAAGAAUAGGUAGAGUAGGAAGGAAUUAAUAGAUUAUUUAGAUGUAAAGAACAUAUAAAAUAAAAUAGUGCCCCAUGAGGAGGCACUAGGUACAUAGGGAGUCAUUUGAUUAAAACUGUACAUAAGGAGUUACAGACGCCAGUUGGUGAGGCUUGGGUGAUAACCAAGUUUGAAAAUUGGCUUCUCCCAGUGAUGUCUGUCAUUAUGAGUUCUGUUUCAUGGGCUGUAAGAUCUAAGAAGAUAUUUUUCAAGAAGCUAAGCAAGAUUUGCCUGAUACAAACACGAGUGGUUUCAUCAUAUGCACGAACAGCUACACUGAGGCAUAAACCAGGAAGUGUCAAAUUUCAACUGCCUAGCUGCAAUCACUGUGAAAAUAUUCAAUUUUGCGCAAGUUUCAUGGGAGAUCUUAUCAAUGAAGGAAGCCGUUGUAGGAUAUUAGAUUUUCUUAUUUGGUUUUAAGGAUGUUCAAAAGAUUUUAAAUCUUAUUAGUUUUGGAAAAUGGCAA
Cornus florida is the source of this 2310-nucleotide messenger RNA. RefSeq names its product leucine-rich repeat extensin-like protein 5. The transcript is spliced from 4 exons. Bases 616 to 1476 code for a protein of 286 amino acids. The record is from RefSeq and is a predicted model, not a curated record. NCBI's taxonomy places the organism in Eukaryota, Viridiplantae, Streptophyta, Magnoliopsida, Cornales, Cornaceae.